AGAGACUGAGAAUCAGAGCGCGCGCGUGUCUGUCUGUCUGUCCCUGGGAAGCGAGAACAUCUCUGCUUCACAGUGAUUGGCAUUGGGGGAGAGGCAUCAGUUGGCUUCAGACCCAGGGGGAAGACCAGACCAGGUCACCCCGAUUCAGACUAAGUGAGCGUUGUCCCUCCCUGUCCCACCUCUCUCUACCCGGGAAUGUCUCGGCGAAAGCAGCGGAAACCCCAACAGUUAAUCUCGGACUGCGAAGGUCCCAGCGCGUCUGAGAACGGUGAUGUGAGCGAGGACGACCACCCCCAAGUCUGUGCCAAGUGCUGCGCACAAUUCACUGACCCAGCUGAAUUCCUCGCCCACCAGAAUGCAUGUUCUACUGAUCCCCCUGUAAUGGUGAUAAUUGGGGGCCAGGAGAACCCCAACAACUCUUCGACCUCUUGCGAGCCUCGGCCUGAGGGCCACAGUAGUCCGCAGGCCAUGGAGGCCGAGCAAAGCAACCCCUCGGACUGCGCGUCCUCUGUACCCACAGAUCCCACCUGGGGCCCCGAGCGGAGGGGAGAGGAGUCUUCUGGGCACUUCCUCAUUGCUGCCACAGGUACAGCAGCUGGGGGAGGUGGGGGCCUGAUCUUGGCCAGCCCCAAGCUGGGAGCAACUCCAUUACCGCCGGAGUCCACCCCUGCACCCCCUCCUCCUCCGCCUCCUCCUCCCCCCACAGGGGUAGGCAGUGGCCACUUGAACAUCCCUCUGAUCUUGGAAGAACUCCGGGUGCUGCAGCAGCGCCAGAUUCAUCAGAUGCAGAUGACUGAGCAAAUCUGCCGGCAGGUGCUGCUGCUAGGCUCCUUAGGCCAGACAGUGGGCACCCCUUCCAGUCCCUCGGAGCUACCUGGGACAGGGACUGCCUCCUCCACCAAGCCCCUGCUGCCUCUCUUCAGUCCCAUCAAGCCUGUCCAAACUGGCAAAACACUGGCACCUUCCUCCACCUCCUCCUCAGGGGCAGAAGCACCCAAGCAGGCUUUCUUCCACCUUUACCACCCCUUGGGGUCACAGCACCCUUUUUCUGCUGGUGUGGUCGGGCGAAGCCACAAACCCACCCCUGCAGCCUCCCCGGCCCUGUCGGGCAGCACGGAUCAGCUGAUCGCCUCGCCUCACCUGGCAUUCCCAGGCACUACGGGACUCCUGGCAGCGCAGUGUCUUGGGGCAGCCCGGGGCCUCGAGGCUGCUGCUUCCCCAGGGCUCCUGAAGCCAAAGAAUGGAGGUGGAGAGUUGGGUUAUGGGGAAGUGAUGGGCCCCUUGGAGAAGCCCGGUGGGAGGCACAAAUGCCGCUUCUGCGCCAAAGUAUUUGGUAGUGACAGUGCCCUGCAGAUCCACCUGCGUUCCCACACAGGCGAGAGACCCUAUAAGUGUAAUGUGUGUGGCAACCGCUUUACCACGCGAGGCAACCUCAAAGUGCAUUUCCACCGGCAUCGGGAGAAGUACCCACAUGUGCAGAUGAACCCUCACCCGGUGCCAGAGCAUCUCGACUAUGUUAUCACCAGCAGCGGCCUGCCCUAUGGUAUGUCGGUGCCGCCAGAGAAGGCUGAGGAGGAGGUAGGUGUGCCGGGUGGAGGUGUGGAACGCAAGCCUCUGGUGGCCUCCACCGCCGCCCUCAGUGCCACAGAGAGCCUCACGCUGCUCUCCACCGGUGCAGGCACCACUACGGCCCCUGCGCUUCCUGCUUUCAAUAAGUUUGUGCUCAUGAAAGCAGUAGAGCCAAAGAAUAAAGCGGAUGAAAACACCCCGCCGGGGAGUGAGGGCUCAGCCAUCGCCGGGGUGGCAGAAAGUGGCUCAGCAACCCGCAUGCAGCUAAGUAAGCUGGUGACAUCGCUACCCAGCUGGGCCCUGCUUACCAACCACUUGAAGUCCACUGGUAGCUUCCCCUUCCCUUAUGUGCUGGAGCCCUUGGGGGCUUCACCCUCCGAGACCUCCAAGCUUCAGCAGCUGGUAGAAAAGAUUGACCGUCAAGGAGCUGUGGCAGUGGCCUCUACUGCCUCGGGUGCCCCCACAACCUCUGCCCCUGCAGCUUCAUCAUCAGCCUCAUCUGGACCCAACCAGUGUGUCAUUUGUCUCCGGGUGCUGAGCUGUCCUCGGGCACUGCGCCUGCAUUACGGUCAGCAUGGAGGUGAGCGGCCCUUCAAAUGCAAAGUGUGUGGCAGAGCUUUCUCUACCCGAGGCAAUCUGCGUGCACAUUUCGUGGGCCAUAAGGCUAGUCCAGCUGCCCGGGCCCAGAACUCCUGCCCCAUUUGCCAGAAGAAGUUCACCAACGCUGUUACUCUGCAGCAGCAUGUUCGGAUGCACCUGGGGGGCCAGAUCCCCAAUGGUGGCACUGCACUCCCUGAAGUGGGGGGAGCUGCCCAGGAGAACGGCUCUGAGCAAUCGACAGUCUCCGGAGCGGGGGGCUUCCCCCAGCAGCCAUCCCAGCAGCCAUCCCCAGAGGAGGAGUUGUCUGAAGAAGAGGAAGAGGAUGAAGAAGAGGAAGAAGAUGUGACCGAUGAAGAUUCCCUGGCGGGAAGGGGCUCUGAAAGUGGAGGGGAGAAGGCCAUAUCCGUGCGAGGUGAUUCAGAAGAGGCCUCUGGCACUGAGGAGGAAGUGGGGACUGUGGCAGCGGUGACCACAGCUGGGAAGGAGAUGGACACUAAUGAGAAGACCAUUCAACAGCCGUGUCUGCUGCCGCCGCCACCAGCUGAAACCCUGGAUCAGACACAGCCAAUGGAGCAGGGAGGCAGUGAUGCCGCCGGAGGCACGGAAGAGGGGGCAAAACCGGAGAGGAGCUCCAGCCCAGGGUCAGCACUGGCCCUUGAAGGGGAAGGCAGCAGCACCCCCUUGGUGGAGGAGCUGAGCCUGCAGGAAGUGAUGAGAAAGGAGCCCGGGGAGAGCAGUGGCCGAAAGGCCUGUGAGGUGUGUGGCCAGACCUUUCCCACCCAGGCAGCUCUGGAGGAGCAUCAGAAAACCCACCCCAAGGAGGGGCUGCUCUUCACUUGUGUUUUCUGCAGGCAGGGCUUUCUCGAGCGGGCUACCCUCAAGAAGCACAUGCUGCUGGCCCACCACCAGGUGCACCUGAGCACCCACAUAUGGAAUUACAGCCCACCCCAAAGGGGGCAGCACCUGUCCCUGGAGGGCCUAGGGCCACUCCUCUCUGGUGACCAGGUCAACCUGCAUGGCUUCUUGUCCCAGGGCAUUCCUUCCCAGCUGGUGAGGGUGGGCCCGCUGUCUCUUUGGAACCAGGACACAACCUUCCUGUCAAGUGACCUGCCCACCAAGCCCCAAACUUCCAGUUCCAUCUCCAUCUCCACUACCACUUCAGGCCCUGCCCGACCAGUGCUGUUUGGCCCAGGAACUGAGGCCGGGAAGUUGCCUCCAGCAGUGGGAUCCAGAGAAGCCAAGGAGAAGAGAGCUCCCCUUUUCCUCUUUUGGCCUCUUGCAUCCAAGACAGUGCCUGGAAAGCCCAUCAUAAAGAGAAGUAGCAGAUUGUACCUUCCUUCUCCUUCCCCGUGCCAACAGUGAAAAUGCAACAAUAUCUGUCUCGUGGCCCAGCCCCAGGGGGUAGGGAGAAAUGAAAGGCACAGGACAUUCUUCCUGCUAGUAAGGCACUCGUGUCUUAGUCACAUUAAGGUAAAAGUGUUGGCCGGUUAAUAUGCCAAGAUAUUUUGAGCUUCUCAUAUCCUUCAUCUUUGCCUCUCAAAGUUAGCAAAACAAGUGGAAUUCUUGCUGAGAGGUCUCCCAUGGGAUGGCUCUUUGGGGGAAGGAAAUGUGAAGUUCAUAUCUUUAGCAAGCAUUGUUCAUGAGGGUAGUUGAAGGACUAAUGGAGAGUUGAGUGUUGUAAAGCGUAAGGCUUGGUGCAAACCUAUGUGAUUAAUAAAGGGGCGAGAUGUAAAGGAGGAGACCUCACAUUCUUAUUUGGAUAGGUCGAUGGGUCUCAUGAAUGUUCUUUUGGACUCAAGGUGACUUAAGUGUGCCACAGUGCACCGUGGAUCGGGGGGGUUUCCUAGCACUAGUGUGCUUCUAGUUUUAGAUAACUCCCUCCUUUUUUCCCUAGCCCCUUGUAUUUUCCUCACCUUCCUCUCUCAAGGUCCACUUCCUCCCCAUUUUGCCUGUCCAUGGACCUGGGUUUGUGUCUUUGUCACUGUCUGGUUCAUAGAGUCCCAGACUUUGGGAGAGGAGCCCCAGGUGCUGUCCUCCCUGCCUCUCUGUCUUGUAAUGAGAUGUAGUAUUUACUCUUAACAUAGGAUCAUCUGGAACAGGAGUUCUGAGGGGGAGGGGGUGAAGCUUCUGCUAUUGACUGACGUGAUGGCUCCUCCAAAGGUGUAGGCUCCAGAGUUUCCUAACAUAGUAAAAUGUGAAGAGCAGACAAGGGAGAUACUAGUGUCUUUCCCUUUUCAUUAAAGGUGUCUUAACC
Messenger RNA from Capra hircus (goat), 4423 nucleotides. RefSeq names its product spalt like transcription factor 2 (gene SALL2). The record is from RefSeq and is a predicted model, not a curated record. Gene Ontology annotation, biological process: regulation of transcription by RNA polymerase II. The transcript is spliced from 3 exons. Gene Ontology annotation, molecular function: DNA-binding transcription factor activity, RNA polymerase II-specific; RNA polymerase II cis-regulatory region sequence-specific DNA binding. Gene Ontology annotation, cellular component: nucleus. Bases 196 to 3531 code for a protein of 1111 amino acids. NCBI's taxonomy places the organism in Eukaryota, Metazoa, Chordata, Mammalia, Artiodactyla, Bovidae.